Messenger RNA from Symbiodinium sp. CCMP2592, 1449 nucleotides. The record is from the annotation of a GenBank genome assembly. NCBI's taxonomy places the organism in Eukaryota, Dinophyceae, Suessiales, Symbiodiniaceae.
AUGCUGCCCCAAGUUCACCAGAAGUUUCUGGAGCAUCUGCGGCAGUCCAGCGAUGGUAAACCGCAGGUGUCAGUCCCCACAAAAGAGGCCUUGCCACCGGAGCUGUUGACAUGGAGACGAAGUUUGGAUUCCUUUCUGCCGGUGCUUGGUGCUCUUUCGCGUUCAAUGCUGGUUCGGAACAGCUGUGCGAUUGGGCUUGGGUCUCUUCUUCUUACAGCAGGUGGGCUCACAGCAGCCCGCUGGCCAUCAUUUAUCGGCCUGGUCCUUUUGAUGGCAGGCUGUAGGGGCCUACCCGGCGGCACUCCGUUUCUUGAGGUGGAAACGGAGGCCGGCUUCUACGCCGAUCUGGAAGGAAGACUUGCAGCACGCAAUCAGAAAAUCUGUCAAUCAAUGCAAAAUUGGAUGAACAGUUUUGUUCCAUGCCCUUGGCAACGUUCCGGAGAGCUGUGCACCAUCGCGCCUUACAUGAUAAAUCGCAAGAGGUUCGGGGAGUUGAAGUACGAGCGGAUCUGGCUAUCUGCAGACGACGGAGAAAGCUUCGCCAGCGAUUUCGUUUUCCCUCCUGGAGGCUUUGACCCAAGUCGCCCUGUCGUUGUGCUCCUGACUGGGCUCGCACCCUCGAAACACUGGACUGAAGCAGCUGGUUUCAUCGCCGAUGCAGCAGGACAUUUAUCCCGCUGUGCGAACAUGACCGUGGUGAUUAAGGUCGCAAGAGGAACUAUGGAUACCCAGGUCAACGCUAACCUUUUUCACGGGGCUCGUGUCACGGACCUCCGAAAACUCCUAGAACAUCUGGACAAAUGCCUCAAGGCAGUUUCGGCGCCAGGCAUCCCGAAAGCGGCAGUAUUCGCAUCUGGCUACUCUAUGGGUGCCAUCAUCCUUGCAAACUACUGUGGCCACUAUGGCCCGGAUCCGCUCCUGGAGGGCGCUAUCAGCUUUUCGGGCUUGAACGAUGCCGUGAAGAACAUGAGUUUUGAGUACUCCGCGGAUACCUGGCAAGCUGCGCUUGCGUACAGUCUGAAGCAAACUAUUGUUGAAGGACACAUAGAGGAGGCCAAGCGGCGAGGGGUCGACAUAGGCAAGGUCCUCUCAAGCAAAGUUGCCAGUGUGGUAGACGUGGACAAGGACUUCGUUUCGAUAUACAAUGGUUACGACGGAGUCUUGGACUACUAUCGGGAUCUCAGUGUUGCAUUUGACGACAAGUGGCGGAAGGUAAGUAUCCCUCUCCUCUCCGUGGCUGCUCGCGAUGAUCCGAUCACGCACUGCGACAGCCUUCGGGCCAAGGAAUUUUUCGCCGAGAACGAGAACCUUCUGUUCCUAAUCACAGAAAAAGGAGGUCAUGUGGGUUGGCCGUGGGGCCUGCAACCUUGGAAGAAAGGGUGGGAUUUCAUGAACGAGGCCAUCCAAGUCUUCGCCGAAGCCGUGCUGUCCUGCCGGCCUCAAGAUUAG